AGCGCCCGUCCCGCCGGCGGCCGCCGCGAGACCAGAGCGAGCGAGCGAGCGAGCGGACGGCCGCGGUCGGCAUCCCCGAGCGCCGCGCAGAGCCAGGGCUCGCCGGGGAGAGGGAGGCAGCGCGGCGCGGCAGCCGGCCAGGCCAGCCAUCGGCGAGCGCAGCGCCCCAACCGAGCGCGCCGCGCCCGCGUCCCGCGCCCCGCGCCGGGGAAUGCGCCCGCAGCGCGCCGGCCAGGGGGCGCCCGCAGCCCACCCGGGGGGAGGCGGCCCCGAGCGCCCCUGAGCCUUCCCAUGUCCCGGGCUGGGGCCCGGGGCCUCGGCUGCUGACGCGCUCACAGCCGCGGAACCGUUCAGCCGGGCUCAGGCGCAGCGGCGAGAGGGCGCGGGCAGGGCCAUGGCCCCGGGGGGCCGCUAGCGCGGCCGGCCCGACCGGGAGCCCAGGCUCCGCCGCCGCGGAUCAGGUGUCCAGUCAGCCCGGCCUGCCUCCUGGGCCCCAGGCCCCUCCCACAAUGCCUGUCGCUGGCCUCCUCCUCUGGGCUUCCCUGCUGACUGGGGCCUGGCCAGCCACCCCCACCCAGGACCACCUCCCGGCCACACCCCGGGUCCGGCUCUCAUUCAAAGAGCUUAAGGCCACAGGCACUGCCCACUUCUUCAACUUCCUGCUCAACACCACCGACUACCGGAUCCUGCUCAAGGACGAGGACCACGACCGCAUGUACGUGGGCAGCAAGGACUACGUGCUGUCCCUGGACCUGCAUGACAUCAACCGGGAGCCCCUCAUUAUCCACUGGGCAGCCUCCCCCCAGCGCAUUGAGGAGUGUGUGCUCUCCGGCAAGGACGGCAACGGUGAGUGCGGGAACUUCGUCAGGCUCAUCCAGCCCUGGAACAGAACACAUCUCUACGUGUGCGGGACGGGCGCCUACAACCCCAUGUGCACCUACGUGAACCGUGGCCGCCGAGCCCAGGCCACACCUUGGACCCCGAUGCAGGCGGUCAGAGGCCGAGGCAGCAGAGCCACGGACGGCGCCUUCCGCCCAACACCCACAGCCCCACGCCAGGAUUAUAUCUUCUACCUGGAGCCAGAGAGACUCGAGUCAGGGAAGGGCAAGUGCCCGUACGACCCCAAGCUGGACACAGCCUCGGCCCUCAUCAACGAGGAGCUCUACGCGGGCGUGUACAUCGACUUCAUGGGCACAGAUGCGGCCAUCUUCCGCACGCUGGGCAAGCAGACGGCCAUGCGCACUGACCAGUACAAUUCGCGGUGGCUCAACGACCCCUCGUUCAUCCACGCCGAGCUUGUCCCGGACAGUGCGGAGCGCAACGACGACAAGCUGUACUUCUUCUUCCGCGAGCGGUCAGCCGAGGCACCGCAGAGCCCCGCCGUGUACGCCCGCAUUGGCCGCAUCUGCCUGAAUGACGACGGCGGCCACUGCUGCCUGGUCAACAAGUGGAGCACCUUCCUGAAGGCGCGGCUCGUGUGCUCGGUGCCCGGCGAGGACGGCAUCGAGACGCACUUCGACGAGCUCCAGGGCGUGUUUGUCCAGCAGACCCAGGAUGUGAGGAGCCCAGUCAUCUAUGCUGUCUUCACCUCUUCGGGCUCCGUGUUCCGAGGCUCUGCAGUGUGUGUCUACUCCAUGGCUGACGUCCGCAUGGUCUUCAAUGGGCCCUUUGCCCACAAGGAGGGCCCCAACUACCAGUGGGUGCCCUACUCAGGGAAGAUGCCCUACCCGCGGCCCGGCACGUGCCCUGGCGGGACCUUCACGCCGUCCAUGAAGUCCACGAAGGAUUACCCCGACGAUGUGAUCAACUUCAUGCGCAGCCACCCCCUCAUGUACCAGGCUGUGUAUCCUCUGCAGCGGCGGCCCCUGGUGGUCCGCACUGGGGCCCCCUACCGCCUCACCACCGUCGCCGUGGACCAGGUGGAUGCGGCCGAUGGGCGCUAUGAGGUGCUUUUCCUGGGCACAGACCGCGGGACGGUGCAGAAGGUCAUCGUGCUGCCCAAGGACGACCAGGAGAUGGAGGAGCUCAUGCUGGAGGAGGUGGAGGUCUUCAAGGAGCCAGUGCCCGUUAAGACCAUGACCAUCUCUUCCAAGAGGCAACAACUGUAUGUGGCCUCCGCCGUGGGCGUCACGCACCUGAGCCUGCACCGCUGCCAGGCAUACGGGGCUGCCUGUGCUGACUGCUGCCUCGCCCGGGACCCCUACUGUGCCUGGGACGGCCAGGCCUGCUCCCGCUACACAGCGUCCUCCAAGAGGUGCGGGCCCCGACCAGGGCCGUCUGGCGGGCUUGCAGGCGGGCGGAGCCGCCGGCAGGACAUCCGGCACGGGAACCCCACACGACAAUGCCGCGGCUUCAACUCCAAUGCCAACAAGAACGCCGUGGAGUCCGUGCAGUACGGCGUGGCAGGCAGCGCAGCCUUCCUUGAGUGCCAGCCCCGCUCGCCCCAGGCUGCCGUUAAGUGGCUGUUCCAGCGAGAUGCCAGUGACCGGCGCCGAGAGAUCCGAACAGAGGACCGCUUCCUGCGCACGGAGCAGGGCUUGCUGCUUCGUGCCCUGCAGCCUGGGGACCGUGGCCUCUACUCCUGCACAGCCACCGAAAACAACUUCAAGCACAUCGUCACACGGGUGCAGCUGCACGUGCUGGGUCGGGACGCCGUCCAUGCUGCCCUCUUUCCGCCACUGCCUGUGAGCGCCCCGCCGCCCCCAGGCACUGGCCCCCCCACACCCCCAUACCAGGAACUGGCCCAGCUGCUGGCCCAGCCAGAAGUGGGCCUCAUCCAUCAGUACUGCCAGGGCUACUGGCGCCACGUGCCCCCCAGCCCCAGGGAGGCCCCAGGGGCCCCCAGGCCCCCCGAACCCCAGGACCAGAAAAAGCCUCGGAACCGCCGCCACCGCCCGCCAGACACAUGAGGCCGUCUGAGCCCUGCAGUGGGCCAGCCUAGCCUUUGUCCCUUUUAAUAUAAAAGAUAUAUAUAUAUGUAUAUAUAUAUAUAUAUAUAUAUAUAUAUAUAUAUAUAUAAAAUAUCUAUAUUCUAUGCAUACCCUGCCCCUGCAAAGACAGUAUUUAUUGAUGGGUUGUAUGUAGCCUCAGCAGCAGCAUCGCCCAGAACUUAGACCUGUGCUGGUCAGAGACGGCAGAGAACAGAGCCCACCUACCCAGGUCCAGCCAGCUGGCAGGGCAGGGAGGAGCACACGGUCCCCAGAAGGAUCUGGGGGUCCACCACUUGGCAGCCACUCGGGGACCUACGGGACACAGGCAGGGAUGUGGUACAGACUGUACACCUUUGCCAACACGUGCCGACGGCAGAGACGUGGAUAUACGAGGACUGCUUUGGAGAUUGGGGAGGGGGCGCCCUGACAGGAUGCUGGCCCCACCUGGGAGGGGCACUCAGUCACGGCCAGCCCCUUCCCAGGUAUUUAUUCUCUAUUUAUUGGGGACAGGAGAAGAGGGGCCCUGCCUGGAUGGGACACCUGCAGCCCCUCCCCCCUUCCUGCCUGGCCUCUCUACCUCCUCUUCACCUUUUCUGGGCCACUGUGACUCCGGGGGCUCGGAGCAUAGCAGAGGGGCCAGGUGCAGGCAGGGCCGAGGGGAGAGGGGGCCCUGGGAGAGGCCUGGGGCCCGGCGGGGCUCCCCAGGGCUCCCUUCUGCCCACCAUUUCAGACGACGGGUGUAAAUAGCUCUGGGGGGCAGUCGGGAAGAUGGGUGGGGGCUCCUGGCGGCCCUCUGCUGCUCAGGCCACAGCCGCCCUUGGGUCCCAUCUUGCUAAUAAACACUGGCUCUGGGACUAGA
Molecule: messenger RNA, 3789 nt
Organism: Manis pentadactyla (Chinese pangolin)
Lineage: Eukaryota; Metazoa; Chordata; Mammalia; Pholidota; Manidae
Gene: SEMA3F
Product: semaphorin 3F
Exons: 19
Coding region: 510-2909 (799 amino acids)
Biological process (GO): positive regulation of cell migration; axon guidance; semaphorin-plexin signaling pathway
Molecular function (GO): semaphorin receptor binding; chemorepellent activity
Source: RefSeq, a predicted model, not a curated record